AUUAACCAAAAUUAGGGUUUAUUAUCAAUAUAAAUUAAGGGUUUUGUUGAACACAAACAAACAAAAAACUGCAGUAAGAGUGUGUGCAUGCACUAAUAACACAGUGAAUCUUCACUCCCAAUCUCAUAUCUCCUCAAAUCCUGCUUGCAUUGUCCCAAUUUUCCAAAUCUCUUUUUCUUUUCACUAUCAAAUUUCUCUUUAACCCAAAUUCAACAAAAACACAGAAAAAACAACGUUUUUUUUUUCUUCUUUCAAUUAUCUUCUUCCUUGAAUCUCAAGCUCAAAACUCAUUAUUUGUUGAAAAUCUCAAGAUUUUGCCACCAACCCAUUUCAGAAAAUCAACUAGUUUCUUCAAAGAUCUGGUUUUUAUUCUUCCCGAAGUGAAUUUUCUGCAAAUUUUUCUCUUCCCAUUGUUGGUGUUUGCAGAGAGGUACACAGCACAAUGUUGAACAAUUCAUGGCUGUUUUUGCUGUGUAAGCUAUAAAGUUUCAAUCUUUUCUCUCACUGUUGCAUUCUAGCUUCUGUAGUUGUGUCUCUUAGUUAUAAAUUCUCAUUGGGUUGUAUUUAAUUUUGGUUUUUAACAAUUUUAACAUAUGAGAUCUUGAUGAGGGUUGUAACAAUUUUCCUUGCAAUUCUUACAUUGCCAUUGUUUCUUUCACUGCCAUUUUCAUCAAUUGCUCAGAUUCCAUUUGAUAAUGGUAUUUCAUCAAAAGCCCUUGAUUCUGUUCUUCAAAAUUAUGCCUUUAAGGCACUUGUUAAGCCUAAAACCGGUGUACCUUAUGAUGCUAAAUUGCCUAAUAGUAUAAUAGGUGUUAAAGUUUCAACAUUGAGGCUUAGAAGUGGUAGUUUAAGAACAAGAGGUGUUCAAUACAAAGAGUUUCAGAUCCCACCUGGUGUUGUUGAACAGCCUUAUGUGGAAAGGCUUGUUUUGGUUUACCAUAAUUUAGGAAAUUUGUCUGAACAUUUUUACCCUUUACCUGGUUAUACAUAUUUAGCUCCUGUUUUGGGUCUAUUGUCGUAUAGUGGUGUUGAUUUGUUUGCUAAUGAGUUACCUGAAUUGGAUGUAAGAGCUUCUGAUAAACCAAUUUUGGUUAAGUUCCUUAAAGUGAAAUCAGCACCAUAUGGUUCAGUACCUAAAUGUGUGUAUUUUGAUCUACAUGGUUCAGUGCAAUUUGAUAUUUUACUACCUGAUAAUGUGUGUUCCACAAUGGAACAAGGGCACUUCUCGAUUGUUGUCGAGUCUAAUGCACCGACUCCAGCGCCUGCUGCUGUUGCUGCUGCUGUUGGUAAAGGUGGGAGGAGAAAGUCUAACGUUUGGAUAAUUGUUGGAUCUGUGGUUGGUGGAUGCAUAUUGUUGAUUAUGUUGAGUUUAUUGGUUGUUAGAUUGGUAAGGAUUAAAAAAGGGAUGAAGAUACAGGAAUUGGAAUGGACAGCUGAUAGCCAUGAAACUUUGCAGAUGAAAUCUAUUGGGGGAACCAAAGCACCAUUAGCAAUUGGGACUAGAACAAGACCAACAAUAGAAAAUGAUUACAUUCCUUAGAUUUUGAAAGGGUUCUUGUUGAAUGAACUAAUUUUUUUCUUGCCUGUGUGACAUUAUCAUUUUUGUGUUUAUAAUGAAUGUACUAAAAUGCUUCCUUAGAAGUAUUUCUAGGAAUUUAGUUUGUUUGGUUUCAAUUUCUGUGAUUUAUCUGAACAGUGAACAGCAUAGGAUCUGCUGAUAUCAUGUAACCAACAAAAAGAAUUUUAUGUAACAUUUAUCUCUGAUCUGUUAUGUCUACAUGAUUCUAUGACUCUUA
Messenger RNA from Medicago truncatula (barrel medic), 1796 nucleotides. RefSeq lists its product as uncharacterized. Gene Ontology annotation, cellular component: membrane. Bases 605 to 1540 code for a protein of 311 amino acids. The transcript has a single exon. The record is from RefSeq and is a predicted model, not a curated record. Lineage: Eukaryota; Viridiplantae; Streptophyta; Magnoliopsida; Fabales; Fabaceae.